Messenger RNA from Eptesicus fuscus (big brown bat), 885 nucleotides. It is a transcript of the gene RGS5, whose product is annotated as regulator of G protein signaling 5. NCBI's taxonomy places the organism in Eukaryota, Metazoa, Chordata, Mammalia, Chiroptera, Vespertilionidae. The record is from RefSeq and is a predicted model, not a curated record. The transcript has 5 exons. The coding region runs from base 59 to 604 and encodes 181 amino acids.
UUGGUUCGCAGACGCCUCUGCUAAGCCCGUGCUCACAGCUGAAGCGCCAGCCGGCAACAUGUGCAAAGGACUGGCCGCCCUGCCCCACUCCUGCCUGGAAAGGGCCAAGGAGAUUAAGAUCAAGUUGGGGACGCUCCUGCAGAAGCCAGACCCGACUGCCGACCUGGUCAUUCCCUACAACGAGAAGCCGGAGAAGCCAGCCAAGACCCAGAAGCCGUCGCCCGAGGAGGCCCUGCAGUGGCGCGGCUCCCUGGACAAGCUCCUGCAGAGCAGCUAUGGACUCGCCAGCUUCAAAAGCUUCCUGAAGUCCGAGUUCAGCGAGGAGAACCUGGAGUUCUGGAUGGCCUGCGAGGACUUCAAGAAGACCACGUCCGCGGCCAAGAUGGCUGAGAAGGCGAAGAGGAUCUAUGAAGAAUUCAUCCAGGCCGAGGCCCCGAAAGAGGUGAACAUCGACCACUUCACCAAGGACAUCACCGUGAAGAACCUGGUGGAGCCGUCGCUGAGCAGCUUUGACGUGGCCCAGAAGCGGGUCCACGCCCUGAUGGAGAAGGAUUCGCUGCCCCGCUUCGUGCGCUCCGAGUUCUAUCAGGAGUUCAUGAAGUAGCCGUGUAGCGGCCGUGAGAGUCGUCCCGUGAGUUGCUCCUCCACGACCCCCCGCGUUCCCAGCAGACGACUCUCCUCCCUCCAGGCUCUGCUCCCCGACACCCACCGGGGACCCCAGGCGCUGACUCACGCGGCUCACACUGCUCUGGCCAUCAUUGUCUGAAAGGCUUCUUUCCCAGUUUCCUCGUCCUGCCCCGCUCUGCACUAAGCUCCGCUCAGAUCAGAUGCCCGAGAGCGUGCUGCUGCCAAACCCGGUCAGCCCCGGGGAGCUCUGCCCGCGGC